GCCGUGAGGUCAGGCUCCGCCGGCUUUCCCAGCACCCUUUGCGCCGCCGGAGGCAAGAUGGAGGAGUACGCUCGGGAGCCGUGCCCCUGGCGAAUUGUGGAUGACUGUGGUGGGGCCUUUACGAUGGGCACCAUAGGUGGUGGUAUCUUUCAAGCAAUCAAAGGCUUUCGCAAUUCUCCGGUGGGAGUGAACCACAGACUGCGCGGGAGUUUGACAGCUAUUAAAACCAGAGCUCCCCAGCUGGGAGGUAGCUUUGCAGUUUGGGGAGGUCUCUUUUCCAUGAUCGACUGCAGUAUGGUUCAGGUCAGAGGGAAGGAGGACCCCUGGAACUCCAUCACAAGUGGUGCCUUAACAGGAGCCAUCCUGGCCGCGAGAAAUGGACCAGUGGCCAUGGUCGGGUCAGCCGCAGUGGGUGGCAUUCUCCUAGCUUUAAUUGAAGGAGCUGGUAUCCUGUUGACAAGAUUUGCCUCUGCACAGUUUCCCAAUGGUCCUCAGUUUGCUGAAGACCCCUCCCAGUUGCCUGCCACCCAGUUACCGUCCUCACCUUUUGGAGACUACCGACAAUAUCAAUAGGACUUCCUUCCCAGGAUUUCUUCAACAGAAUGAGCUGCAGUUCAAGCAAGGAUCUCAGAAGAUCGACUUACAGUCUGUUUUUAAAACCAUAGGUGGGACAGCUGUGGCCCAGCAGGCUGUGAAGAGACAUUUAGCACAUUUUUCUAUAUAAAGGAACAUGGAAGGGGGUGUUAAGAGAUAAUACAUUUAUUUAUUCACACUUGGAUUGCAUUUGUGAGCAAAGUAAAUGUCUCCUAUCUUUAAAAGGAAAUAUAGUAAGUGCUUAGGAGGUGAAGGACCAUAGGGCAGACAACAGGGAAACAUGCCCGUCAUUCCUUGGGGACUUCUCUGCCUGGAUUUGCGCGUUCUGUUACACAAUAAAAACUCCCGGAACUUGCUCUUUCAUUUAAGAUAA
Messenger RNA from Equus quagga, 967 nucleotides. It is a transcript of the gene TIMM17A, whose product is annotated as translocase of inner mitochondrial membrane 17A. Gene Ontology annotation, biological process: protein import into mitochondrial matrix. The transcript has 6 exons. NCBI's taxonomy places the organism in Eukaryota, Metazoa, Chordata, Mammalia, Perissodactyla, Equidae. Gene Ontology annotation, cellular component: TIM23 mitochondrial import inner membrane translocase complex; mitochondrial inner membrane. The record is from RefSeq and is a predicted model, not a curated record. Gene Ontology annotation, molecular function: transmembrane protein transporter activity. The coding region runs from base 58 to 573 and encodes 171 amino acids.